AUGUUGAAUUUGUCAAAGCGUGAGUUUGUGGCACUUGACAUUUCUGGAAAGAACUAUUUGUCAUGGGUACUUGAUGCAAAAAUUCACCUUACCGCUAAGGGUCUUGGUGAUAGUAUAAUCAAAGGCAAUAAAGCAUCAAGUCAGGAUAAAGCGAAGGCUAUGAUUUUCCUUCGUUAUCAUCUUGAUGAAAGCCUGAAGGUUGAAUACUUGACAGUAAAAGAUCCACUUGAAUUGUGGAUAUGUUUGAAAGGGAGGUAUGACCACCUCAAGGCAACGGUAUUGCCAAGGGCUCAUUAUGAGUGGAUGCACUUACGGUUUCAAGAUUAUAAAACCAUAAUUGAGUAUAACUCUAUUGUAUUUAGAAUCACUUCCCAAUUGAAAUUAUGUGGGGAAACUAUAAAUGACGAGGACAUGUUGGAAAAUACACUAACUACUUUCCAUGCCUCUAAUGUGAUACUACUACAACAACAAUACCGUGAAAAAGGAUUUCAAAAAUACUCUGAAUUGAUCUCAUGCCUUCUGGUGGCUGAGCAACAUAAUGCCCUUUUAAUGAGAAAUCAUGAAGCCCGACCCACUGAAAGUGCUCCAUUAUCGGAAGCACACGGGGCAGAAGCACAUGACCAGUCUGAAAUAAGAUAA
Messenger RNA from Solanum tuberosum (potato), 639 nucleotides. RefSeq lists its product as uncharacterized. The record is from RefSeq and is a predicted model, not a curated record. Bases 1 to 639 code for a protein of 212 amino acids. Lineage: Eukaryota; Viridiplantae; Streptophyta; Magnoliopsida; Solanales; Solanaceae. The transcript has a single exon.